Cryptotermes secundus is the source of this 4581-nucleotide messenger RNA. It is a transcript of the gene dia, whose product is annotated as protein diaphanous. The coding region runs from base 244 to 3468 and encodes 1074 amino acids. Gene Ontology annotation, biological process: actin filament polymerization; actin cytoskeleton organization. The transcript has 20 exons. NCBI's taxonomy places the organism in Eukaryota, Metazoa, Arthropoda, Insecta, Blattodea, Kalotermitidae. Gene Ontology annotation, cellular component: actin filament; cytoplasm. The record is from RefSeq and is a predicted model, not a curated record. Gene Ontology annotation, molecular function: small GTPase binding; microtubule binding; actin binding.
GUGUAUGGAUGGGUUGUAUGGAGGGUGCAGUGUGCUGAGUCUUUGAAUUACUAGAUGUAAAUUUCGUUAAUGAUUUUUUAUGUUUUUAUAGUUGUGUACAAAAGUUAAAUAGGGGACUCGUUAUCCUGAUUAUUGAAUAAUGUUUACUUCAUCAGACUCGUGCUGGUCCUGACAAUGUAUGAAGAAGUUAAAAAGAAGAAGAAAAAUAAACGUUAGUGAGCUACGACUAUUCAUCUUAUAGCAAUGUCACGUCAAGAUAAAAGCAAAUCGAGUGGAUUUUUGGACACAUGGUUUGGAACCAAAAAGAAAGAGAAGGGCCGGGGGAGUGGUGGCCAGCUCCCCCGGCCACACUCGGAGUCAGACUUCAAUGAAGUGGCAGAACAGGAGUUCUUUGUAGAGCAACUUGAUGCUGAUGAAACAUUUCUGAAUGAAAAAUUUGAGGAAAUGCUGAAUGACAUGAACCUGUCAGAAGAAAAGAAAGAACCACUGAGACUUCAACCCACAAUGAACAAGAAGAUGAUGCUUAUCAACCAUUAUAAAGGUUCAUCAGCACAGGAUAACUGCAGUAAAUUCUCAAAACCUGCAGACUACAUCCAGUACUUGAGCACACCUGAUCUCAGUGUCAACAAACUGUAUGGUUGUGUAGAGUCAUUAAGGAUAGCACUUACCAACAAUCCUCUCAGCUGGGUUCAAGAAUUUGGCACAAAGGGCUUGAAACAGGUUCUGUCUAUACUCAAUGAAUGCUAUAGGAACGAUAAUCGAUAUGAUCGUAUCCAGUCAGAAUGUAUUCGCUGCCUUAAAGCAAUUAUGAACAACACAGAUGGGAUAAAGAUGAUGUUUGACCAUAAAGAAGCUCUAACAAUCUUGGCUCGUUCACUGGAUCCGUCAAAGCCCAAUGUGAUGCAGCAGGCCGUCCAAGUGUUGGCUGCAGUCUGUCUCAUCCCACCAGUGGGACAUGAGAGGGUGUUGGAAGCUAUCACCAUGACAGGAGAGAUUAAAGGGCGUGAGAGGUUCCAGCAAGUGGUGCAGGGUCUCAUGGUGAAGAGCCAUCCAUCUCUUAUAGUGGGAUGUCUCCAGCUCAUCAAUGCAAUAGUCGCUACUCCAGAUGACAUGGAGUUCCGACUUCAUCUCAGGAAUGAGAUUAUGAGAGCAGGACUGAUUGAUGUAUUAGAGGGUCUGGAGAAUGAUGCCAGUGGGGAUCUGUUAGUCCAGGUGAAGAUUUUCAAUGAUCACAAAGAGGAAGACUACUAUGAAUUUGUACAAAGGUUUGACAACGUUCGUCUCGAAUUGGAUGACAUCAACGAUUGUUUUGAAGUUAUCAAGAACCUAGUUAUGGACUCUAGUGCUGAGCCAUAUCUCUUGUCUAUACUGCAGCAUCUUCUGUUCAUACGAGAUGAUGCCCUAAUAAGGCCAGCAUAUUAUAAGUUGAUAGAAGAGUGUGUAUCUCAGAUAGUGCUGCACAGAAGUGGUUGUGAUCCAGACUUCAGGGCAAAACGUAGAUUUCAGAUUGAUGUGCAGCCACUCAUAGACACUCUUGUUGAAAAGUCUCGUGUAGAAGAUGAGCGAAAAUUGGAUGAACUGAGGCAGAAAUUAGAAGAAGCUAUUGCAGUUAGACAAGAGACAGAAGCAAAACUUGCCCAUGCUGAGAAAAAGAUAUUUGAGCUGGAGCAGCUGCCUAGAAGUGGCAAGGUCAGUGGGGGACCACUCCCCCCACCUAUGCCAGGAGGUGGAGGGCCACCGCCACCUCCUAUGCCUGGUAUGGCAGGACCACCACCUCCACCAAUGCCAGGUGGAGGCCCACCACCUCCACCAAUGCCAGGGAUGGGAGGUCCUCCACCACCUCCAUUCCCUGGUAUGGGUGGACCCCCACCUCCCCCUAUGCCUGGUAUGGGAGGUCCACCACCCCCACCCUUACCUGGUAUGGGUCCACCACCACCUCCAGGAUUUGCCAUGCCAUCUGCUCCAAAACCUGAUAUUUUGCCCCAUGGACUGAAACCAAAGAAGAAGUGGGAGGUGGAAGGCCCCCUGAAACGAGCCAACUGGAAGGCAAUCUUACCCCAGAAAUUGUCAGAAAAAUCAUUUUGGGUGAAGGUUCAAGAGGAGAAACUUGCUUCACCAGACAUUCUUAAUGGACUAGCUCAAAAAUUCUCAUCCAAGCCUCCUGCAAAGAAGAUAGAUGAUGAUGUAGAUAAGGCUGGCACUAUGAAGAAGGUGAAAGAUCUGAAGGUACUUGAUGGUAAGGCAGCACAAAGCAUUUCAAUCCUGCUUGGAGGAUCACUAAAGCACAUGAGCUAUGCUGAUGUGAGGAAGUGUAUCCUGCGUUGUGAUGACAGUGUAAUAACAGACAAUGUUCUUCAGCAACUCAUACUUUACUUCCCUCCACCUGAUCAGCUGAAGAAACUGGAGGCUUUUCGCAACAAUUACAGCGACCUUACUGAGGCAGAGCAGUUUGCUGUCACGUUAGCAGACAUAAAAAGGUUACUGCCACGCCUGAAAUCUAUGAGUUUCAAGCUCCAUUAUGCUGAAAUGGUUCAGGACAUCAAACCCGACAUUGUGGCUGGCACAGCUGCUUGUGAAGAAGUUAAGGCCAGCAAGAAGUUUGCUCAGAUUCUUGAGCUCAUUCUUCUUGUUGGAAAUUACAUGAACAGUGGCUCAAAGAAUGGACAGGCAUUCGGUUUCGAAAUUAGUUUCUUACCCAAGCUGACAAGUACAAAGGAUGUAGAGAACAAGAUGACACUGCUGCACUAUUUGGUGGAAACAAUAGAGAACAAAUUUCCAGAGUUGCUAACAUUCAAUGAGGAUUUGGCGCAUGUGGAUAAAGCAGCCAGAGUCUCUGUGGAAACAAUACAGAAGACUUUGCGACAAAUGGAUGCCAGCAUCCGGAACCUGGAGGAUGAUCUAAAUAACAACAAGCAACCUCAGGGAGAUGACGACACAUUUACUGAAGUCAUGGGUACGUUUGCCAAGGAUGCUCGGUCACAGUAUGAAAUCCUGGAUAGCAUGUUCAAGAACAUGGAGUCUUUAUAUACUGAUCUCUCAGAGUUCUAUUCUUUUGAUAAACAGAAGUAUAGCUUGGAGGAGUUCUUCAGUGAUGUCAAGACAUUUAAGGAUGCUUUCUUGCAAGCGAACAAAGAUAAUGUGAAGCUACGAGAGACAGAAGAGAAGGUGAGGAGAGCGCGAGAAGCCAGGGAGAAGGCUGAGCUAGAACGAGCAGAUCGUGCAAUGAGAAAGAGAGCGUUGAUAGACAUGAAUGCAGACCAGACACAGGAAGGUGUCAUGGACAGUUUGUUGGAAGCCCUUCAAACAGGAUCAGCAUUCAGCAGGGACCAGAGACAGAAGAGGGCACGACCAAGGGCAGCUGGAGCGGAAAGAAGAGCACAACUCAAUCGGAGUCGUUCUAGAUCUGGUUUAGUAGGUGGAGGCCUUACAGGUAGAGAACUUUCAAGUGAAUUGCUCAGCACGGCGUAGCAACAAUUCCUGCAAAUAGUCAGCAUUUUCAAUUGAUCUUUGGCAUCCGUCCACCUCCAAGUCUCAGCCAAGGUGUAAACAUUCAUGAAAUUGUACAUAGUAUUUCCCAGCAUGAAGAAAUUAUAUAUUUUAUAUUGUUAUAAACAACUAAAGAAGGUACUCUGUUUUUUAGCUUAUGUAUAACAUUUGGUACAACUAGAAAUUGGUAUAUGUUGCCACUUCGAAUGUGCCAAAAGAAAUCAUGGAUACCUUCAUAAUGGUUGUCAUUACUCCAAAGGUGAUUGCAGAUUGCAGAAUCAGUGUGAUGUAAUGUAUAAGUGGUGUGUUGCGCACAAUAUCCAUAGGAAUUCACACAUUUAGAAUAAAUGGGCUUUAUUUAAAAACCACAUUUUAUGUAACAUAUAUGAGUGCAAAUCAUGUGUCCUGACUGUCUUUGUUUGAAGAGAAAUAAAUACCAGGUCAGGUGGUCAGUGUUUAUCACAUAUGAGUCAGGAAAUAUUCAUAAUUGAAGUAGCACAUCAGUAAAACUAUCAUAUUUCCAAUCUUUAGAAUUACAUUUCAUAGCAACACAGUUUCUCUAAUAUUCAUUGAAUUUAAAUUUUUUAAGUAGAAUAACACAGUUGUACCUCAGACUUAUGAUAUAAUGCUUUCCUGAAAAUGGGUCUUUAGUCAAAAAGUCAUAAGUUAACUUCGUUGUAAUAUGGAACAUAUAGUGUUUUGUUCCUGGAGAUCAGGGCUCAAACCACCUUUUCAGUAUUCUAACCCCUAUUAUGCCAUAACUCUGUUUUAUUAUAAAAUCAGUAAAGGGAUAGCAAAUAACAUAGUAUUAAAUAUGUAAAGAUUUGUUGUAUUUCAGCAUCCUGUAGCACUAACUUAUCAGUUAUCACUUAUACACAUGUAAUUCUGUCUCAAAUACGCUUUAUUUUCAUUUAUUCCUCUUUGCUGCUUGUUUUGGCCUUACCUGACCAUCAUCAGGCAACUGUUAUCUUGCUAAAACUGUUGUACUCUAUUUUCCAUUGUAUUGAAAAUGAAUUAGUUCCAUAUUAAAAUAUGUUGUUACAUAGUAUGUGUGACUGUAAAUUGGGUUUGGAUUGUUGAAUGAAUUUAUUUACU